CUUUGCUGUUAUGCCAACGUGCCAUGACAACAAUCAUUAUCAUUGAUGGAAAAAAAUUGGCGGCAAAUCUUGAGUUAAUUUGAAAUGACAUCCAGCUAGCUCGGGAUCAUGUUGAAAAAAAGUUUGCAUUUGCAGUCGCAUCAGCGUCGUCUAUGCGAAAAGAGAUGUUCCAAUGACUGGAGCCCUGUGAAGGAGUCGACACGAUGCUCCGCUCGAAGGAGGUCAUCUGGAGACUGUGUGGAAGCUGAAACGAGGAAAGGAAUCGCCAUGCUGAAGAGGAAACCGGGCCGGGCGAGCUCGGACACCAACCUCCAUUCGACUUCCGGAAAAAUUGUAAAGCGAGUGAGGAAAGCCAAGCAGCCUGGUGGUGGAGUGGCUGACAAGGCAGAGCUCGAACGUGUACUGGGAAUCAGUGCAGUUAGCAAUGCGUCGCUGAGCUGUUGUGAGGUGAAAGGCAUUGUGGCCUAUCCUGCGGGAUGCGUGGUUGUGCUCUACUAUCCACGCAAGAACCGACAGCAACAUAUCCAGAGUCCUGCACGGCGGCCUAUCUCGUGUCUGUCCUUCUCUCAAGAUGGCAAUUAUCUGUGCACAGGAGAGAGUGGCCACCAGCCCAUGGUGCGUGUGUGGGAGCUGCUGGACACGCCAGUGCAAGUUCAAGAACUUCAGGGUCAUCGCUUUGGCAUAUCUAUGGUGUCCUUCUCACCGAAGGGGAAGUACCUGGUGUCCGUUGGUUACGAGCAUGACAUGAAUGUGAUUGUGUGGAAGUGGCGUAAUGGCUCUCAGCUGGCGUCCAACAAAGUGUCUGUCAAGGUUUCUGCAUUGUCUUUCUCUCACGAUGGCUCGUACUUCGUGACAGUUGGCAAUCGUCAUGUGCGCUUCUGGUACCUGGAUACCUCCAGCAAGGUCAGUCAGGCUCAGCCAUUGCAGGGCCGUUCGGCUGUGCUGGGUGAGCAUCGGGGUCUGAAUUUCGUCAGCGUUGCCUGCGGUAGCGAAGAGAGCGGCUCCAAUACGUACGCCGUCACCUCCAAUGGCCUGCUUAUGCAGUUCAGUCAGCAACGUCGCUUGGAAAAGUUUGUCACUCUCAAGACACCGCGUGCAUUGAGCAUUGCUCUGGGCCGGUUCAUCUACUGUGGCUGCAUCGAUGGUGUUGUCAGGGUGUUUGAUCUGACGACACUGUGCUAUGUCACAUCUCUGCCUAACCCCCACCCGCUUGGUGUUGAUGUGGCUUCCAUCAUUGAUACAAGCUCAUUGCUUGAGUCAACGGAUGGCAAAUCAGGCUUGCAAUUUCCCGAUGUGUGCGCGCUGGUACUGGAUGAUACUGGGUGCCGGCUGACAUGCGUGUAUCGAGACCGGAGUAUGUACGUGUGGGACGUCAGUGAUGUGAACAAGGUCGGCAAGACGCGCUCCUUCCUCAACCAUUCCUCGGCCAUUUGGGAUGUGGAGAUGUACCCGGAAGCAAAGAAUGGUUCUAUCUCACUCCUGCCACCCGGAACAUUCAUCACGGCAGGUGCUGACAGCACAAUUCGUUUUUGGAAUGUUGGCCACGCAAGCUCCACAAUGUUCAGGAAUAUCUACAGCAAGGAACUCGUCCGUAUCAUUGAUGUACAGAAAGGUGACCAAGACAAUGCUGUUCCUGGUGGUGACAAUUGCGGUGUGCGGGCAUUGAGGGCGAGUCCUGAUGGCAGGUGCCUGGCAUCGGGAGACCGCUCCGGCAAUUUGCGUAUUCAUGACUUGAAAAGCUUUCAAGAAACUGCACUUGUUCUGGCCCACGAUGGUGAAAUCCUGUCGCUGGACUUCGGUGAGCCACUGCUUGGUCGUCAGUUCCUUGCAUCUUGCAGUAGAGAUCGUCUUGUUCAUGUCUUCGACACAGAGCAAUGUGACCUUGUUCAGACUUUGGAUGACCACUCGGCCGCUGUCACUGAUGUCAAGUUUGCUUUUGUGGAUGAUACACUGAAUUUGCUGAGCUGCUCAAAUGACAAGUCACUGAUGUUCCGCAGCAUGCAAGAGGACGAAACCUUCACAUGCACGCAUCAUGUGGCUGGAAAGUCAUCUUGUCAGUCGAUGGCAAUACCACCUGAACAGGAUACUGUACUCGCUGCAUGCCAGGAUCGGUUGAUCAGGCUCUAUCACUGCAACAGUGGCAAGAGUACUCGCAGCAUCAAGCUUCCCAGUGGUGAUGCUGGUGGCCUCGUGAAGAUUGAGUUGGAUCCGUCAGGUUCCGUGCUUGCAACGUGCAGCAGCGAUCGCUCCAUCAGCCUCAUCGACAUCGCAUCCGGAGAAGUUGCAGCGAUCCUUCACGGCCAUGCAGAGACGAUAACGGGUAUCAAGUUCACACUGGACUGCCGACGAUUGAUCAGCGUGUCAGCGGAUGGGUGUAUAUUCAUCUGGAGGCUGCCGAGCUCCCUGGUUGAGCUGAUGCAAGAGAAGCUUUUAGAGCAACGGCGUGCAUCCGGUCUGUUUGCCCCGCUUGUUGAGUCGGAAUUAGCUUUGACUUCACCCGCGCCUUCCGCAUCCCAAGCCGUCCACUCUACGGCCAAUAGUACCUUCACACUUCCUCCCGGCCAGCCGGAUGACCUCCAAGGCAUCACUCCCGGAUCUCCCUUUCAGUCGCCGGGGGCUGCCUUGUCCUCUGUAUCACCCGUGUCGCCGGAGAAUGAUUAUCGUUUCAGCAUGGGUCAGCUUCCUCGUUGGGCACGUGGACAGCUGCUGUCAGAUAGUGCUGUGGAUCAAGCUACAGAUCAACAGACUGAGGGUGUUACCAGGGCUGCCACCCUGCCCAGAGCGCAGACUAAGUGGGCCCAGCGUGUCGACGUAUCCGAGGGCUUGACUGUUGCGUCACAGCUCGAAGGCGACAAUGGAGUACUUCGCGUUGAUGAUGCCUGGUCAGGUCCUCGUCCGCGCUUGUCAUCGCCUGGUUCCGACUCGCCAUCUGGGAGAACGUUCUGCGUGGAGACAAAGCACGCGAGUUCCACUCCUGCUGUCUUUGGAGAUUCGACAGCACGUUCAUCAACACCUCGUGACCUAGAUAGCAGUGUUGUCCACACGCCCACCAGUGAUCGAACCUUCACCGCAAGACUACCUGAUGCUGGUCAAGAUAGUGGUGAUGCAACAGUAGUACUUCUUGCUCAAGACCCGCAGCUUAGUCCAGAGGGUGAUAUUGAUACCAUUGAGGAGGAAGAUGAAAGCGAGGAGGACACGACGAUCUACUUGCCAAAGAUUGCCAAUGACGCCGAGGCCUCCCAGGACUUUUUUGUAACUGAAUCAAGACAAGAAUCUCCACCAAUGGACGAUACACCUGAAAGCGAUGAAACGAUGUCCAGUUAUCCAGGUACGCCACUGGAAGAGGCCACAUCUCCUCCUGCACAUCCUCUUCUCUCUCCACACAGCGAGCAGGAGUUCCAACCAAUCUGUGACCAGCUUGCCGACUCGUUGUUUGGCAGUGCUGCUGACGCCCCUGGCUCUCCCCAUGCGUCUGUCACCUCACGGCAGCCACCGACCCAACAGAAGCUACAGCUGCAGCUGCAGCGUAGGCUCAGCAUGACAUCCCGCUUUUUGGCCAGGUCCAAGCAGACGAGUGGUAGUACCGCUGCAACUCGGCCACGUCCAACUGACUUGCCGGCUGUGUCAGAAGCAUUUGCCCGUAGCGCUAAUCAGGCUGUGUUAUUAUCGCCCAGCACGGCAUCAGUUGGAGAACCGUCGUCCAUGAACUCUUCAAUGACCUCAGGGGCGUCAACAACAACAACGCGAGCAUUUACCAGCAGCAAUAAUACUGCAGCAUCCCCAAUUGCGCCUGUUCGUAGCCGCACAUCAAGUGCUAGCCACAAUAAGAGUCAGCAAGCUACUCGUGCUUCUGAGUCGAAACCAAGGCCUUCGUCUGCAGCAGCGUCGAAAACCGGCGGACUGCUUCCGGUGCAAAAACGUUCCGGAUCAGCACCCUCGUCCAAGCAGCAGCUGCCAUCUGGAGCACGCUCUCCAUCUCGUCAUACCGGUUUCUCGCCCUCGUCUUCGGAUUCGGGCAUAGAUAACACGGCACUUCGAGACGCUGAGAUCACUCCACCGCGUACACCACAGUCACCUGGCAAGAGCCGUGUGGUGGCAGCAGCACCAGCAGCAGUGGCAGGCAAGAAAGCGGGGCCGGCAGCGUCUAGACAGUGCUCUGAUUCGUCCGUGCCUCAAUCACCAGGCGAGGAGCUUGCAGCUGCAACUUGUUCAGAGGCACUUGACGCUCUUGAGGGCAGUUUUGAAGCUGCCAUGUCUCACUUUUCCAAACUCAAAGGCCGGUGCCAGCAGCCUCAAGCACCACCUGCUUACAGCCGCUUGCUGGAGCGCUACUCCAGUGUAUUCACACGUCUUCACUCCGAACUCGGCUCGCAUGAUGCUCGUACAGGCAUGACUGAAGAACUGUCUUCAGCUGAUGCAAGCGCUGGCCAUUGUGAAGGUCGAUCACUGCUAGGAGAGGACAAUACGGUUGCAUUACUGGAGCGCUACUCCGAUGCGUUGUGCUCGAUGGUUCAGGAAAAGCUUCAGCUCCGCAGUGGCAGUGGCAAGCAGCUUAGUGAUCUGUCCAAGAGAAAACGAGACUUAGACAAAACUUGACAUGUGUAUCACUACUACUAUUAAUAUUUAUCAUUCUAUUCAAAAUAUUGAGUUGUGUACUCAACUACUAUUGGACAGGCUUCAAGUUUCUUUAUUUUCUGCCACAUCAUGGCAUGUCAUAUUGUUGAGGAACUCUUUCAACAUCUGCUGAUGGUCCUGCUCGCUUUGCAUGCAGUAGCUGUAUCUUUUACCUUUUAGCUUCACUGCUUAUGCAUUGCAAACAUAAUAGUCCAGCACAUAGUACCUUCCGCUUCCAUACACUUGUUAGGUGAUGCAGCUAAGAAUGCCUUUCUCCCUCAAAUAUGAGUACCAUAAAAGAAUAAUUAGGAUUUCUCCACGUACUUGUCUCGGGACUACCACAAAACAUGUACCACACCUUCUGGAACAGAGUUCACUUACUGGAACAUUCAAGACCAUGUUUUUAAAUUUGUUAGUAUUGGUUCAUUGCAGAGUUUAAUAGCUGCACUGUAUACAGGUCUAAGUUAUGGUAAAGAAAAAUAAUAAAAAACAAUGUCUCAUAAGUCUGA
This is a messenger RNA of Sycon ciliatum, 5123 nucleotides long. Its product is annotated as mitogen-activated protein kinase-binding protein 1-like. Gene Ontology annotation, molecular function: protein binding. Bases 109 to 4596 code for a protein of 1495 amino acids. The record is from RefSeq and is a predicted model, not a curated record. The transcript is spliced from 37 exons. Lineage: Eukaryota; Metazoa; Porifera; Calcarea; Leucosolenida; Sycettidae.